UUCUAUUUAAAAUUACUAUAUAUUUUGGUGGCAAUUUAUUUAUCCUUACACUACGUACACUGAGACUAAGAGAAGAGAACAGUAGCACUACUGUAAUUAAAGAUUAUUGUGGGAAGUAUAUAUCAAGAGUGGGUAAACAACAAGCAACAUGUAUCAUUUUACGGCUGACCAUCCCCCAGAGCCUGUAAGACUUUCAUUUCGUGCUUUAAUACCGGGUCAUAUACGUCAAUAUCUUAAGGAUUUCCAAUUGGAUGCUAUACGUUUUAUGCACAAUUUCUUGGCAAAGGGAGAAUUUUGUGUUUACAACGAUGAAAGUGGUUUGGGUAAACAGGCCGCUGUAGCCGUUCUAUUGGAUGCAGCUUGUAGUAGUAAAAAAUGCUUAAUUGUUGUCCAAAACGAUGACCGUUAUGUUAAUGGUUGGGAGUUUCAUUUUAGCGUUUUAACAAAUAUCAAUGUUGCGGUUAUAAAAGAUGAAAAAGAUUCCACCGAUUCUGCUCAUAAUAUAUACAUUGCAAAAUGGAGUACUCUGAGGACAAUAGAUGAUUUGAGUAAAUUUAAAUUUGAUUUCAUAAUACUCGAUAAUCGUGGCCAAAUGUUAAAUAAUAGUUUUUGUACCUCAAUGCUACUCAAACAUUAUGAACGUAAAAUUAGUAUAUUGAUCUCUAGUGUUGAUAUAACAAGUGAUUUAAAACUUCUGCACAAUUGCUUGAGAUUAGGGGGACGUUUAGAUCCUCAAUACUCGAGUUUUAAGACAUUCGAAGAGAAAUUUAAACUACCCGAUGCCAAGGAACUGGCUUAUAAACGUGUUGAUUUAGAGGAAUAUUUUUGUAAAAGAGAACGUUUGGCCGACUACUGCAAAAAUUUUCGUUUAAGACGUUAUUGCCAUCAAUUUGAGAAGCAAUUACCUUUGGUUAAAGAGGAUCGUUAUAAAAUCAAUCUGGAUUUAUGGCGUGAAAAACAAAAUGCCACCAAUUCGGAAAGUAGCAGUAUCGAAUAUGUUAAUAAUCACAAUCGUGAAGAUGAACACAUUAAAGAUACCCAAGAAUUGUUCGAAGAGUAUUGUAGACAGAGACGGAAACAACAUUUACAGUUCCAACAGGAAGAGGAGAAACGUUUAAGGGAGAGAGAACAAGAAAUGCUUAAAAAUUUACAAGCUGAAAAUGAAGUUAUCUAUAAUGUAGAUGAUGAAGUGGCUUUGAUAAAUGAAACACCUCCCAUCGUUACGGAAAAACCGCCUGUCGCUCGCGACAAUUCCGAUGAAGCGGUUUUAAUGUCACCUUUAUUGGUAAUGUCCGAUUCGGAUGCCGAUGAUGAACCAGAAAUAUGUCAUGACCCCAAUAAUGAUAUAGAAAUUGUGGAUUUAGCCAGUGAAGAAAGAGAAGAACAGGAAGAACAAAAUAAACAAAGUAAAACUAAUGCAGAUACUGAGGAAAAUAAGCAAGUGCAGGAAAAUAGUAAGAAAAUUUCAAAUAACACUAAUAAGGUGGCAAAAAGAGGCUACAAAAAGCGUUCUGAAUUGGAUAGACUGGAUGAAGAUAUUGUGGAAACUUUGAAAAUUACCGAAACGCCUAAAAGAUUAACAAGGCAUGCCAAAGAAGAGGUAUGCUCAGCUAAAAGACUUAAAGAUAGGUUAGAGGAAAAACGAGCAGAGAAGGUAAAUACCAAAAGAACAAAUUCAAAUGAAAGAGUUGGAAAAGCCACAAAAGAGAGUAACAACAAUAGCGCUGCUAGCAUAACUAAAGCAAUCAUUAAAACUGAACCAAAAACACCCACAAAAAGUAAUAAAGCCCAAAAGACUACAGAAGAAAAACAAAAGGAAACAUCAAAAGACAAACCAGCAAUAGAAAAUAAUAGCACAAUAAAAGAAUUGAAAGGUACAAAAGAUAAUGCAAACAACACAACUAAUCCCGCGAGCACCAAAUCUAAGACAAAAACCACAACUAAACAAAGUAGAGAAACAAAUGAAACAAGUACAGCAACAACUCCCGUAACUUCAAGAAAAACCAGAACCGGAGCAAUUGAAAAAGAGAAGGAAGGCAAUAAAACUCCCACAAAAACUAAAGACAAUCAAAAGGUGCAUAUCAAACAGGAGCGUUUAGAAGAAACACAAACUAAUGCAACCAGCUCCACAAACACUAACCAUACUAGAGUAGUAAAUAGUGAAAAAAUACGUUUAAAACGUGAAUUGGAAAUAACACCAGUGGGUGUACACAAUAAGGAGACACGUAGUAUGCAACGUUUAACAAGAUCUGCGGGCGGUUCUAGUAAAUAUUUAAAGAAAAAUUUGGCUUUACAAAUAGAUAAAGUAAACAAACCAAAAAAGAAAGCAAACGAUAAGGAAAUCACAACAAAAACUGCAGCAAAUAAAACUAAAAAGGCAACCGAAGAUAACAAAAAAGAGCCGGAAAGAAAUACACAAGUUUCGAUUAUUUCCCAUAGAAGUUCACAAGAUUUUGAAACACUACAGUGUGCUCAACGUUUAAGUGAUGCGGGCGCUUAUGAUAAUGGUCUGGAAAAGUCAACGGAAUUCUUGGUGCCGCCUACACCAAAUGUUAUAGCCCGAAAUUCUCUAAUACCCUCCUCCUUAAACUCAUCGGCCGGGUUCUUUAGUGAAACUGAUGUUAUAUUCAUACCACCUAGCCCCCUGAGCGUUACAAAUAACAAAAAACGUGAUGCUGUUAUAACACUUUCAAGUUCUGAAAAUGAAAAUAGCACUUCACAAUCGUCGUCAAUGACUAGUCGCAGAACACGUGCCUUAAAACCAAAACGAAAUCUACAAAACACCCAAAGCGAAGCCAGUAAAGUACCCAGCUUUUCUGAACUGCUAGCACAACAGAAUACACGUACAAGUGCCAAAUCACCUGAUCUCUUUAGUAAUUGCUCAGAUUUACUGCCAUUACCCUGUACCCAACCACCUGUCGAGAGUGAAGAACCUAAUACACCAUUUGAAGGUUUUAAAAUUUUCGGUUCCGAAGUCAAGCAAUUGCAGCAACAUUAUGCUUUCUCAAAAAAUAACAAUACCAACAUAACUAAAGCUAAUGCUAAGAAAUCCUAUCGAGAACAGCGUAGCUGUUUAGAUAUUUUAGAAAAAAUGUUUGAACCUUCUAAUAAAAAAUCAAAAUCCACAACAAAUGAAACAUCUAACAGUGCUAGCUGCUCACCCACAAAAAAAUCAAAACGUAAUGCUAAUACGGCAAAUAAACAAAAAUCACAGGCUCCCAUAUUACCCUCACAUCCCAUAGAAGCCAUAGCUGAGGCUCGUCAACAGCAAGAACUACAAAAACGCAAACGUACUUCAACGCCUUCUACUUCAGCGGGCCUGCAGGAGGAUGAAAUCUUUGAAAUUACCAAUAAUGGCACUUUUGGCAGUGUUAUGCGUUUACACUCCAACGGUGAUAUAUCACCCGUACCGCAAACUCAAAAGUCCCAAAACAAGCAACACAAUAAAAUCACCAAUUAUCUCAUAGGUAAUGCCACACAAAAUGGAAGCUCUGGCUCACAAGAAGAAACAGCAACACCCAAUAGUGGCCACAGUGGAGGCUAUAGUAGUAAUAAUAUGGAGGCUGGAACUCCUAGUAAACGUCAUCAACAGCUGGCGGCCGUACAAAAUUCGAAUGUUAAAAAAUCACCUAAAGGUAAAUGUAAUGCAACACAAGCUACUAAACUAACUAAAUGGUUUACAAAACCUUCGGAACUGAGUCGUCAACCAAGUCAAGUGGCCAAAGCUAAGUUAAUCAAUUCAAAAAAGACACCCACCAAACAACAACAACAACAUCAAGUGCCAGCGGUAAGUGAAGAAGUUGAUUUGACUAGAUCAUCACCACCACCAGCCACAACAACAGUUGACAAAAUACUCUCUUCUAAUGUGGUCGCGGUCACACAUCGUUGCCGGUUGGUUGAUUAAAGAAAUAUUAACAAAUUGUUUUGUAAUCAUCACAAAUACUAAACACGUAAAUAUUUAAAAGAUUUAAAUAAAAACAAAUUCUUAUCAAAAUAUCCAGCCCAGACAACAG
Molecule: messenger RNA, 4013 nt
Organism: Lucilia cuprina (Australian sheep blowfly)
Lineage: Eukaryota; Metazoa; Arthropoda; Insecta; Diptera; Calliphoridae
Gene: SuUR
Product: protein suppressor of underreplication
Exons: 5
Coding region: 149-3904 (1251 amino acids)
Source: RefSeq, a predicted model, not a curated record